Molecule: messenger RNA, 1145 nt
Organism: Spirodela intermedia
Lineage: Eukaryota; Viridiplantae; Streptophyta; Magnoliopsida; Alismatales; Araceae
Source: the annotation of a GenBank genome assembly
AUGCUGAGGAAGAGGAGCCGGCCGGCGCAGAAGGAGCAGACGAUGGCCGACUCCGAAGCCGUCCGCAGGCCCAGAAGCACCUCCUUCUUCAACCUCCCGGGGCUGUUCGUAGGGUUCUCCAAGGGCACGGGGGACUCCGACUCUGCCAGAAGCCCCAUUUCUCCCCUGGACCUGAAGGUGUUCUCCGGCCUCAGCGGCCACUUCGGGAGGUCCCCGCGGUCUCCGGCGAGCUUCGAGGGCCCUCGCAAGAGCUGGGACUCCGACAGAGUCGGUCUAGGCCUGAUAGAUUCUCUCUCCGACAAGCUUCCUCCCUGUCGAGGCCCUCCUUUGCUCGGCCCCUCGGAGAGCAGGAGCAUCCUUCUGGGCUCCCAGAUGAAGAUCAUCAGCAUCCCCAGCCCUAGAACCCGCUUUGAUCACCUGCUCUCCGAGGGCUCUGCAACCUCCCCCAAGUCCCUACCCAAGAACUACGUCAUCUCCUCCCAUGGCCAUGCCCGAGCCGGAUCGCCGCUGCUCUGCCCUGAUUCGUCGGAGACCCGCCAGGAGCUCAGCUCGGAGAUCCUCCACCCCACUGUCGACUGCUCCGCCGGCUCCGUCCCCUUCUCCCGGGGGUUCGUCGGCUCCCUCUCCGCGAGCGACAUCGAGCAGUCGGAGGAUUACACCUGCAUCAUCUCCCACGGUCCCAAUCCGAAGACGACCCACAUCUUCGGAGACUGCAUCCUGGAGAGCGACACCAGCGAGCUGGCGGCUUUCAUCGGCGACACCAACAUGCAGGGAGAGGAGGAGAGAAGAGGGUCCUCUUGGAUGCUCGACUGCGCGGAGGAUCUCGUCCCUCUGCCCAGCGAGGACUUCCUGAGCGUCUGCUACUCCUGCAAGAAGAAGCUCGACGGCAAGGACAUCUACAUGUACAGGUGAGGCUGGAUCAUUCAUUCACCUCUCGGAGAUCCAGCUUCUCUGUCUGUGUGAUUGAUUUAGCCGGCCGGUGGCGGUGGGUCUUCUUCUGCAGGGGAGAGAAGGCCUUCUGCAGCAGCAGCUGCCGAUCGCAGGAGAUCAUGGACGAAGAGAUGGAGGAGGAGCCCGCGACGGCUUCCUCUGGUUCUUCCCCCCAGUCAACCUGCUCCGAGGAAGUCCUCCCCGGCGCCGCAUGA